CCCUUGUAUUUGUUUCCGUUUUUCUCCUGUGCUGCGAGAAAAUUUUCUGCAAAGAACAGCAAGAUGUUUACGUCAUUUAAUCGAUAACUUAACUAGGUGGUGCCCACAUAGAAUCAAAAUGGACAAGCAGUAUUCAGUGCAGUUCUUUGCCACCUUUGUUGACAAUCUUCAAGAACUGUGUAAAUCCUUCCUGGACUUUAAUCAGUUGGUGGAAGUGAGUGGCUAUGUUUGUGUUGAGAUUGACAACACCAAGAAGGAACGUUACGUCCUCAGUGAGCUGGUGCAGAGCUGUGGCAAUGUGAUCAGUGAGAGCUACUGUACAAAGGCCUUUCGUACUCCAGGGAAGCCGAUGAGCCAGAAUCUCGGCCGGCAGCAGAGACUGAAUCCAAGGUCAAAGGAGAAUCUGAAUGGGCGAUGUCGUCCUGGACAGCCAAUGAGACAAGAGAGGAGACCACCUCCCCAAGGCCCUCAGAACCCGAGGAUGCACCAAAAGUCGGUCGUAGAGUCUCCAAUGAGACCGCGAGGGAGAAACUUCGGUCUCAAAGUUUCCAAUGUAUCGUCACUGGUGUUUCAGGAGAAGGACAAUGGAGGCCUCCCUCCUCACAGUGUUGGGGGCAGGAUGCCAGGACAGAGGCGAGGUUUUGCUCAGCAAGAUCGAGAAAUGGUGCCGGUCAAAUCAGAGAAGCAAGACUUCUAUCCUGAAGAAGGUUCCCAGUCUCAUUUCUACCACCCUGAAGCCAGGCACAAGACCAGGGUCCUGCACGAGGAGUGGGAAGGCAGCGAUACUUAUGUGUAUCGGAAUGUGUCCAUUGAGAGAGUGACCAACGUGCCACAGAGGCCUGCUGCGCCCAGGAUCACUCAGUUUGCUGAUGACGAGGAGCAGAGUCCAGGAUCAGAAUCGGACUCGGAGGAUGGUCCUCCCCAGCAGGGCCGCCCACAAGGCAACUGGAACCGAACACCCAAUGCAGAGGCGAUGGAUCAGAUGAUGGACCAAGAUCAGGAGUGGUCUGGGCACCAGCCACAGCAGGAACAAGAAACCAGUCAGCCACCAAUCUUGGAGGACUUUGAAAUCAAGCCUGAUUUGAGCCUUGUCAAACAGGAGGUUGAGGAUCCUGAGUAUGAAGCUUCAGAAAUGAAACCAGAAGAUUUCCCCAUGCCUGAAGAAGAGUUUUAUGCCAGAGAACAAAUGGCUUUUGCUGCACGAGGGAUUCACCCGUCAAAACAGGCUCCGGUCAGAUUGGGAAUGAAGCCUCCUGCUGCUACUGUUGUGGCAAAACACAGUCCAAGACCAACUGUUCCAGUGCAGAAUGUCCAAGGUCAAACUGUGCUCCCCGGCCCGUCCACCUCUCAGAUCUCAAUGAGAUCGCCUGAUGUUGGAUUUGCUCGACCUCAGGAGGUUGCUAGUGUUCCUCAGCAGGUGAUUGACAAGUCUCUGCUGAUGAUUGAUGAAGAAACAGAUGAGUUUGUUGAGGUGGACAUGGAGGAGUUUCUGGAGGAUGAGGAACUGGCCGAGCUAAGCCAGGAGAUGAUGGAAGAAUCCCAGCCGGGAGGAUCCAAAGGGGAAUCUGAUGACAAAGAAAUCAAGAAAUACAAGUCCUCCUUGAAGAACCAGCGUCACGCUUUGAAAUUGUUUAAUGACUACCAGAAGAAGCGGGGAGAGGGAAUGAAGCCAAUUCAGACUAUCCAUCCCGAGAGACUCGAUAACCUCCUCUCAGACUUCUUCUUGACCCUCAGAAAAAACAAUGGCCAAGAGUUUGGACCGUUGUAUUUGAAGAAAAUUCAUUGUCAUUUAGAUAGGUAUCUCCAAGAUGCCAAUUACCCCUUCUCAAUCACCAAAGACGACCAGUUCAAACACUCGAAUCAGAUCCUCAGGGACAAAAUCGGUGAGCUAAAGGCAAGGUCUAAGGGUGGUCCUGUAGUGCAGACCCCAAUAACUGAGGACGAUGUCACGAUCAUGUUUGAAGCAGGUGAGCUAGGAGGCUGUAACCCAGACACCCUCCUCAACACCAUGUGGUUUGUGAACAACUAUUUCUUUAGCAUCAAACAACCAGCCGACCACUUCAAUCUCACAUGGGGCGAUUUCCAUUUAACGAAAGACGAAGACGGACAUGAAUAUUUAGAAUGCCCCGCAGGCAAAUUCAAAGGGGGUAAGAUUUAUGCUGACAAGGAAGAUCCCGAGAGGUGCUAUGUUAGGUUGUACAAGCGCUAUCGGGACAAGCGACCACCCCACACCGUUGAAGAUGACGCUCCUUUCUAUCUGACCCCUAAUCGCAUUACGAGAGCUGAUAGUGUGUGGUACUCCCCAGAACAUGCUCCACCUUCUAGACUUAAUGGCAUCUUUAAAAAGAUAGCUGCAGUUUGUGGCUUACAGGACAAGAAAAUGCCAUAAAAAGCCUUCAUUGAAUAGAGUUGCUGUGUGGCUGAAAUGUUUGAGAUGGCAGUAUGGUGAAACCUGAUCCUAUUGCCAGGUCUCACCACUAAAGCAAGGGCUAUUCUAUGAAAGUAGAGGGAGAAAUGAAAUUUCAUUGGAGGGAGUGGUUUUAGGCAUGGCUUGUGUAUAGUAGCUGUUCCUGUUUUUAGUGGCAUGUGUAUGGUUCCAUCUUCAGUGGUGAUCUUUGCUAGGCAGUCUGAUGAGCAUGCCGUAGAAACAGUUAUUGCAAUCUCAUUAAAAGAAGAUCCUUUACUCCAAUACGAUAUCUCUCUGCAUGAAGAUCUGAGGAUACCUCCAUAGAUUGUUGCAAUGGGUGAACCCUGAGUGAACUUUGACCACCCAGUCUAAACGAAGGAUGAAUGGGUUUUUAAGCCAGAUGUCAGUCUUCUAUAUGAUUUGGCUUCAUUUCUUUGCCACUUCUAUGCGGAAAAUUAUUGCCCCCCGCAAAAGUAAACCUCCACAGAACACAAAUGGUCCUCAGAAAUGACUGGAUGUGAAAAAUCUCCAUAAGAGAAUAAUAGCAUGUUUUUAUUUUUUGCAUUCAGAACUUGCUAAUUAUGUUUAAUCUCUAGACACAAAAAUCACAUAUCCUUGUCUCAAUGCUUUGCUCACUUGUUAUUUAGAAUACAAUUCUUAGAAUUCUUGACACUGAUUUGGUGAUUAGAAAGUUCACCUGACGCGAUCUCCUGUGGAGGUGACCUCACAUCUUAACAUUAAGAGGUAUUGUAUCGAAGUAAAAGAUCUCAUUUUAAUGAGAAUGGAGUUAUUGUGAAUUUUCAUCCAUGUCCAAAACAUUUUGCUGUACAGCAAUCAUUUUACUUUUAGCAAAUAUCUAUGUCAAUGUAUGAUAUUUUUAUUGUUUGUGAAUGCAUUAUAAUUUUCAUAUUGCUUUGCCCCAGUUGUUUUAGAAUCGCAUCCUAUCUACUGUUCUUCCAUCUCCAGAAUAAACACAGUUCCCUGAUUUCUCACACAACUUUGUGCAAAGACUAUUAGGAGCCCACUGUCAGCUCGGGUAACAAUCAUGAACGCUAUGGACAAUAUUUUAGGAUAUACAGAAUAAAUUAGUCAUGCAAGAUUUUCCAUUAUGAAAGUAAAUGUUUUUGACUGUGAAGCCUUCUUUUUCAAUCUGUUGAUUUAUCGAUUGUUUUUUUCUCAAAGUGUUUGGUUGUCAAACAUAGAUCCUUAAACUUUAAAAAAAAUAAUAGUCAGAAGGAUGAGAAAAAUAAUUCAUACACCAAAGUAUUCAUGGUCCUUAACGGGGGGGGGGGGGGCCAGUUUCAGUAUAGGAACAGAGUCAUGCACUGCUAGGGGUACCACUGAAGCUGUGAAUAGUCUGCAUCAUGGCUGCCUCCCAUGCUUUGAGCAUACAUUUAUUGGUCUUUAAGCAUCUGUCAUUUGUCACAGUCACACAUAACAAUUUGAGAUUAUUAUGUUUUUGAGUGAUUAUCAGGCUCGUCAGUAUUCAAAAAAAGCUUCAAGCUGACAUUUUAUGUUUUUGCACAUUCCUGAUGUUUAGGGUUGGCAGAUCAGUAAAGCACAUUAUUAGAAGUAAAUCCACCUUGGUUCCCUGAAGGAGUGAUGUUUCUACUGGACAGCAUGAUAGUGUCGUGGAGACAGUGAUGUGGUGAUGUCUGGAAAGAGUUACGAUUACAUGUGUGCAGCAUGUUCCCUCCUCGUUAAUCAGGUUCCAGUGUGCACCUCCAUCCUCCGGCUUAAUGUUUCAUAUUGUGUAAUUAGUAAAUAUCCAGCCAGUCAAAUCAAGCUGUUGCAUGUAAGGACUUGUAGCUCGGUACAGAUGGCUACAGUGAAUCCUGGCACUAGCGAGGCCUGUCGUGUGGACGUCCCAUCAUGGCGCUGUAUCUACCUGGGCAGUGGGUAGCCUUGUGGUUACCACUCUUGUAGCUCAGUACAGAUGGCUGCAGUGAAUCCUGGCACUAGCGAGGACUGUCGUGUGGACGUCCCAUCAUGGCGCUGUAUCCACCUGGGCAGUGGGUAGCCUUGUGGUUACCACUCUUGUAGCUCAGUACAGAUGGCUGCAGUGAAUCCUGGCACUAGCGAGGACUGUCGUGUGGACGUCCCAUCAUGGCGCUGUAUCUACCUGGGCAGUGGGUAGCCUUGUGGUUACUACACUUGUAGCUCAGUACAGAUGGCUGCAGUGAAUCCUGGCACUAGCGAGGACUGUCGUGUGGACGUCCCAUCAUGGCGCUGUAUCUACCUGGGCAGUGGUUAGCCUUGCGGUUACUACACUUGUAGCUCGGUACAGAUGGCUGCAGUGAAUCCUGGCACUAGCGAGGACUGUCGUGUGGACGUCCCAUCAUGGCGCUGUAUCUACCUGGGCAGUGGGUAGCCUUGUGGUUACUACACUUGUAGCUCAGUACAGAUGGCUGCAGUGAAUCCUGGCACUAGCGAGGACUGUCGUGUGGACGUGCCUUCAGGGCGCUGUAUCUACCUGGGCAGGGGGUAGCCUUGUGGUUACUACACUUGUAGCUCGGUACAGAUGGCUGCAGUGAAUCCUGGCACUAGCGAGGACUGUCGUGUGGACGUCCCAUCAUGGCGCUGUAUCUACCUGGGCAGUGGUUAGCCUUGCGGUUACUACACUUGUAGCUCGGUACAGAUGGCUGCAGUGAAUCCUGGCACUAGCGAGGACUGUCGUGUGGACGUCCCAUCAUGGCGCUGUAUCUACCUGGGCAGUGGGUAGCCUUGUGGUUACUACACUUGUAGCUCAGUACAGAUGGCUGCAGUGAAUCCUGGCACUAGCGAGGACUGUCGUGUGGACGUGCCUUCAGGGCGCUGUAUCUACCUGGGCAGGGGGUAGCCUUGUGGUUACUACACUUGUAGCUCAGUACAGAUGGCUGCAGUGAAUCCUGGCACUAGCGAGGACUGUCGUGUGGACGUGCCUUCAGGGCGCUGUAUCUACCUGGGCAGGGGGUAGCCUUGUGGUUAACGUCGUGGCUUGUCUCAGAACCAAUGAAAGGUUUCUGCCUGUGUACGUGCUAAAUAACAGACACAGGAAACCAAGGUCACUUGUCUCUGCAUCCACCAAUGUCCAGAUAUUGAACUUCUAUUCUAUACUACUCAAAAGAAGUUUAGGGUCACCUGAUUCUUUCAUAUUACAAUAGUUAAUCUCUCAUGCCAUGACAGAUUAACAUUACCAAUAUGAAAGAAUCAGGUGAUCCUUAACUUCUUUUGAGUAGUAUAUUACGAUAAUACCCUUUACCCAUUCGCCUCCAACCCUUUAAUGUCAGUUUUUGGCGUUGUCAAUUAAACUCAAAACAAAGAUAUUUUGCCAACAGGGUCCAAGGGGUAUUUCAUAAUAAAAUGUAAAUCGCAUACACUGGAUAAUCAAGGAAGUUACCUCAAAUGGUAUUAUUUUCUGGGUAACUUUACCGAACAUUGACAAGCUUAACUGCUUCGUGAUGAGUCAUCACUUGAUUGGUCUGAAUAUUAUUCCCUCUCUUUUGGUUCACCCAGGUUAUUUGAUUGGUCAGUUAUGUAAAGGCAUUGUUCAGUUCCCAUGGUGCGUCACUAUGAAAAAUUUGGGCCGUGUCCUGGAGGGGUGAAGUGUAUACAGAACCCACAACGAUGAAGAUGCAUGUUCUUGUCAAUUGGGGAUUAACAUAUUCUAGAUCUUAAUUUUGAGAAUGAAAAAAAAAUACUGUAUAGUGUGUAUAUUUCUGAACUGGUUUUAUUGUAACUG
Haliotis rufescens (red abalone) is the source of this 6128-nucleotide messenger RNA. RefSeq lists its product as uncharacterized. The record is from RefSeq and is a predicted model, not a curated record. Lineage: Eukaryota; Metazoa; Mollusca; Gastropoda; Lepetellida; Haliotidae. The transcript is spliced from 2 exons. The coding region runs from base 119 to 2389 and encodes 756 amino acids.